GUCAUCUAAGCACGGUAUUUUUAUAUUGAUAAAAACAAAACCCUCCUCCUCCUCCUCUCUCUCUCUCUCUCUCUCUCAAAGAAGGAAGAGAGGAGGUUAACUUCGCUUGAAAUUCCAAAGCUUUCCUGAAACCUCUCUAGCUUCUCCUUUUCAUUCUAUCUCGUACAAAAGCACAAUUGUAUAGUUUGAUAGAUGAAUUUCUCAAUUUCGGAGCUAUUUUGAAGCAAAUCAAAGAUCUGAGCGACCAUGUCCUACGCUUACCUCUUCAAGUACAUUAUCAUAGGAGAUACCGGAGUAGGAAAAUCAUGUAUUCUUCUGCAGUUCACUGACAAACGGUUUCAGCCCGUGCACGACUUAACCAUCGGUGUUGAAUUUGGGGCCAGAAUGAUCACAAUUGAUAACAAACCAAUAAAGCUGCAAAUAUGGGACACGGCGGGUCAAGAAUCAUUCAGGUCUAUUACGAGGUCCUACUACAGAGGUGCUGCUGGUGCACUGUUAGUUUAUGAUAUCACUAGGAGGGAAACUUUUAAUCACCUUGUUAGCUGGUUGGAGGAUGCAAGGCAACAUGCAAAUGCCAACAUGACUAUUAUGCUUAUUGGCAACAAGUGCGAUCUUGCUCACAGAAGGGCCGUAAGCACAGAGGAAGGAGAGCAGUUUGCCAAGGAACACGGUUUAAUAUUCAUGGAGGCAUCUGCAAAAACUGCUCAGAAUGUUGAGGAGGCAUUUAUAAACACAGCUUCAACAAUCUAUAAGAAAAUUCAGGAUGGAGUUUUUGACGUAUCAAACGAGUCUUACGGGAUAAAAGUUGGAUAUGGGGGCAUCCCAGGGCCAGCAGGAGGUAGAGAUGGGUCUGCUUCUCAAGCAGGGGGUUGUUGCAGUUGAAAGUGGAACUCAUUUUCUAAAUCAAUCACAUUUUUAAGCUUUCUUUACUUGUGCUACUUUAGGCUUUUUUGAUAUUCUCUGUCCUUUGAAGCGAAUCAUCAGUUUAUUUUUUGAUUGUUGAAAUUUAUCAAAUAUGUGGGGGAAAAAAAAAAGACCAUAUUAAUUAAUAGAAAUUACUAAUUGUUCAA
Cornus florida is the source of this 1070-nucleotide messenger RNA. Its product is annotated as ras-related protein RABB1c-like. NCBI's taxonomy places the organism in Eukaryota, Viridiplantae, Streptophyta, Magnoliopsida, Cornales, Cornaceae. Gene Ontology annotation, molecular function: GTPase activity; GTP binding. The coding region runs from base 247 to 882 and encodes 211 amino acids. Gene Ontology annotation, cellular component: Golgi apparatus. The record is from RefSeq and is a predicted model, not a curated record. The transcript has 7 exons.